AUGGUGAGCUUGGCCACCUACUUAUUGGAAGGGGAGGCCGAGAAUUGGUGGCAAAGCCUACAGCAGAGUGUCCUAGCCACCUGCUCCUGGACAUGGGCUGGAUUCAAGGCAAAAUUCUUUGAAAAGUAUUUCCCCUGGUCGUGCUGCAAUGAGAAGAUCACACAGUUUUUAUGGCUGGAGCAAGGGAGCCUUACAGUUGCCAAGUACGAGGCUCGGUUCAACGAACUCUCCCAGUAUGUACCCAAGGCCUUGGAGGAUGUCAAAUACAAACUGCAGAAGUUCAAGGAGGGACUUAGGCCAGGGAUCCAGUCACGGUUGUGCAUCUGGGAUUUUGAGGACUUCGCCGAACUGGUAGACAAAGCCAUGUGGGUUGAGAAAGACUUCGAGCGCACCAUGAGAACCCGCCCUCCAGCUAGAGACACUCAGUUCAGGCGAAGGCAGGCGCCUCCCACUCCCAGGAUGCGAGACCAGGGCAUUUCACUCCCGGUGAAUCGACCACAGCAGAACCAGGCGGUAGCUAGAGUAGCACCCAGGCCUCAACAGCCCAGACAGGGGUCCCUAGCUCAACAGAGAGCUCCCCAGGCUAGGGUGUACGCCGUUGCCGCUACAGAAGCAGAGCAGGACCCCUUGCAGACCAUCCACGGUACCGCCCACAUUAACGGUACCCUUGUACUUACACUUUUCGAUUCCGGUGCAAAUCUAUCCUUUAUUGAUUCUGCUAUUGCAUCUAGACUAGCAUUGAACACGACUAGGAUGCAUGUUCCCUUAGUUGGAGCACCCCCUAUGGGCAAGUUUGUGGAAAUCGAUAAGGUAUGCAAAGCAUGCCCCAUCACGCUCGCAAAUCGCGAGGUUGCUGUAGACCUAAUUGUCAUGCCCGUCUGGCAAUUUGACGUCAUCCUUGGGAUGGACUGGCUCACGUUGGCUCUAGAGGAAACUGAGUCAGUAGAAGAAAAGGGAGAGGCAGAUGUCGAGAAUUCGUGA
Molecule: messenger RNA, 981 nt
Organism: Magnolia sinica
Lineage: Eukaryota; Viridiplantae; Streptophyta; Magnoliopsida; Magnoliales; Magnoliaceae
Exons: 3
Coding region: 1-981 (326 amino acids)
Source: RefSeq, a predicted model, not a curated record